AUGAUUUUCUCAAUUCCAGAGAAAAAAGGAAAAGUGAAGAUUGAGAAGAGCGGUGAUGGAAAAGAUUACGAGUAUUGGACCUUGAUGGAUUCCGUUCUUUUUUGUUAUACAGUCAUUACCACAAUCGGUUACGGUAAUGUCGCUCCACGUACCUUCAAUGGUCGAAUAUUCGUGAUACUCUACGGGCUGAUCGGAGUGCCGUUCACUAUGUUAGCGAUUGCCAAUCUCGGCAAAUUCCUGGCCACUGUACUCAAAACAUGGACACGACCAUUCGUCAAAUGCGCCAGGUAUGAUUAG
This is a messenger RNA of Cooperia oncophora, 297 nucleotides long. Lineage: Eukaryota; Metazoa; Nematoda; Chromadorea; Rhabditida; Trichostrongylidae. The record is from the annotation of a GenBank genome assembly.